AGUCGGCUAAUGCCCUUAGGUUAGCCAGGCGAUUCAAGCAAGCUGUGGAGAGGAAGAGAAGAGAAAGAGUUGGAUGCAAGGCGGAUAAUGGUCAGUACCCCCCUAUGUUGUUUUCGACAAUGUCUGAGCUUCUUUCCUAAAGCUGUCACAGCUGCACCUUCGGAUACAUCUGCUGCGCACUCCACUGAAUCAAGUGGUGCAUCCAACGACUCGAAUACUCCCUUGGAUUACAAUGUAUUUCUGCUCGACGCCAACGCUGACGAGAUCAAGCGAGAAAUGCCUCAUCUUGUCGUCAAACUAUGUCCCGAGGGAGAAGUACCUGGAAGUCUAGGAGCUGCUCUAGCCGGACCUUCGAAAUCUAACCAUGUGUCUUUGUUCCAUCACGACGAAGACGGAGACGUUGUCAUGGCUGAAAACUGUGACGCUUCGAUAUCUGAUCCCCCAGUCUCAAAUACCUCAACCAGGGUCAAGACCGUACCGAACACUGUCGAUUUCGCGCAACGAGAGAAAGACGAGAUGCGUGACCUAACCAGAGCAUCGGAAAUUGUUUCCAUGUUUCCUGAAGGGCAUACUCUGGCUUACCUGAAUCCCGAUCCUUUACACCCUCCUGUGUACGUGCAGCCUUCGUCGCACCAGAUUCCAACUUCGAACGGGGAUGAGGUCGAUUUGAGCAACACAAAGACUUUCUGGAAUCCUCAUGUCGGUCAAGUUUAUCUCGGUAAUGCGAAUGACGUACCAUUGCCAGUGAAUGGUAUGGGCGAAUUUGGAGAAUUAGAUCCCAGGUGGGACGGUCACGAUAGCGUUGAGAAGGAUGUAUAUCCACCAGGAAAUUCACCUCGCCAUGGGUAUGGAUACGAUAUCUGUAUCGAGUGUCAUGAUUUAGCCCCAUUCCCUACUCUCGCACAUCUCAAAGCGUCAGAAGAGAAAGUUGCCGCGCUGGAGCAGAGGUGGAAAGACCAGGUCGAGUUAUCACGGAAGGAGAAGGGCGAAACCCAAGCCAAUUAUUCUCUUCCUCCGAGACCUCCACCACAUCCCAACGCGAUCAUCCAUUUACCCAUGCCUAGCUCACCUCCAAUCACUGCAGGUACAAUGAGCGCACUCAUGCCAGUCGUGAGGUUUUUGCAGAAAUGUAUUGUUCCCACUGAUGCUGUAGAGAUCGUUAACGAGCCACCUAUCUCACCUGCGACUGAGACGUCUUUGCAAAAUGGGUCCGCUGAACCGUUGGCAGAAAAUAUGAAAUCUCGUCGAUGGUCCUCCGUGUCUUCAUUGAUUCCUUCGUUCCCAGGUUUCCCUAUGCAUUCCAAUAAUCCUCCUCCACCUCAACCUUCACCUUCAUCGACAUCAUCUUCAACAAUGUCCACUUCCCGUCACCGGUCAAUGACCUCUCCCGCACCACCAGCUCAUUUUCGUCAGCAUUCACAAACUUCUUCCAUGCAUUCGCGACACACAUCUCUUUCCUAUCUUGCCUCCUCUUCCCAUGCAUCACCCUUCCCUUGGUCACGUCCCCUCAAAAUUUUGAUGUAUUCCGCCGAUGGAUACACCGAGUCUUCCGUACCGGCCCUUUGCUUGCUGAUGGCGAUGAAGGGGUUGAGCUUGCCACAUGCCUACCUCGAACUUCAAGUUGCCAAACGUCGAAGUUUCUUUGUCUAUCAUGCCGAUUUAGGUGUGUUAAGGAAGGUAGAGAGCUUUGUAGAUGAUGAAAGGAGGACUUGGAAGGAGGAAAUCCAGAAAGAGGAGAAAAGGCUCAGGUUAGAGAGGGAGAGAAUGGAGAGGUUGAAGAAUAGCAAGGAUCAGCGUGCUGGCGAAGUAUCGUUGUCGCUAUUCGGUGGAAGUACGGGUGCUCUUGGUUUUGAUUUCCCUACACAUAUGAACCCAUAUCGUACCUGGGGUAGCGGAGACUCUUCAUCGAAUUCGUUAUCAGAUUCAUCAAGACUGCCGCUUCAGCCAAACCGUAUGAGGCCAAUGGCGAAGAGUGUUUCCUUUACCCGUUCCCCUUUUAUUGCAUCCCCCAAAGGUGGCGGUGAUAGUUCUAUGGGAACUGUGACUGCUAUCCCCACGCAACAAGAUCUUGCAUCCAGGUCUGUCGGAACGGGCGGUCUGAAAGGCAGUGCGACACUUCCGAUGUCUUCGUCUGCGCCUAGUUCUUCCAUGACCUCGCUGGACGGAAUUGGGGAGACCUCAUCGGCAUCUGCUGCGGGACGCACAAGGCGACCAAGAGCUAGCACAAGCCCGUGGCUGCCUAGUCUUUUCGGGGGUGAUCAUCAGUCGUGGUUCAAUGAUCCCAGGUUCGACGGAAGUUUCCCGAGUAGGGUGCUCCCGUUCUUGUAUCUCGGGAAUCUAGCACAUGCCUCAAACGUAUACAUGCUCCAAGCACUAGGCAUCACACAUGUUGUCUCUGUUGGAGAAUGUGCUCUCGUUCCUCCUGAUUCGCACAACGCUCGCGGGCACGGUUCUUCUGGCAACAACAGUCAAGGAUCUGGUCAUUUCAUUCCAAGCAAAUCCUCAGCUCAUCAAGGCUCCCUCUGGAUUGAAGAACGAGCUGGACGGAUCAAGGUUCUCGAUAUCCAAGGGGUCUGCGAUGACGGAAUCGACACUUUGGAACCGCAAUUGGAGCCAAUAUGUGAUUGGAUUGACCAGGCGAGGCAAGAAGGCGGACAAGUUUUAGUUCACUGUCGCGUCGGUGUUUCGCGUAGUGCUACUGUGACUAUCGCAUAUGUCAUGAAACAUCUCUCUCUUCCUCUUGUAGACGCGUACUUAAUCGUUCGUUCCCGGCGUCUCUCGGUUCUCAUUCAGCCGAACAUGCGUCUUCUCUACAACCUUCUCGGCUGGGAGAUCAAGCUAGCAAAAGACCGUGCGGGGAAUGACGAUGAGAAGUUGAGAAAAGAACUUUCAUGUGCACUGAGCUGGCCGUUCCUCGCCAAAGAAGUCCAUGCACUAAACGAAAAGUACCUUCGCUAAGCUUUGCAAUUAACUCAACAGCUACUGUAUCUCAUUCUCAUUGUGAACCCAUCUCUUUGUAAUUCUUGUCCCAUAGCCUCGCCAUAUUUGUUCAUAAAUCCCUCACAACCUCUUGUCAAUCCAUGAGACCCAUCUAUCUCUUUGGAAUUCUCACCGAUCAUUUCCCAUUGUACCUCAUACACAUCCUGUGUACUACCAUUUGUCUUUAUGUGCAGUUAUCACCCUCCAUAUCUUUCCCAUAUCACAUUUCUCUCCGUAUCGCGGCGCCGU
Molecule: messenger RNA, 3228 nt
Organism: Lentinula edodes (shiitake mushroom)
Lineage: Eukaryota; Fungi; Basidiomycota; Agaricomycetes; Agaricales; Omphalotaceae
Exons: 3
Coding region: 88-2958 (956 amino acids)
Biological process (GO): protein dephosphorylation; nuclear DNA replication
Molecular function (GO): protein tyrosine/serine/threonine phosphatase activity
Source: RefSeq, a predicted model, not a curated record